AGAAGGGGCUGGAGGCGGGCACGUCCAGUUGACUGACAGCUCGCGCCGCGGCAUCGGGAAAGGACCCGGCUGCUCGCGGGCGGCGCAGUCGCCGCAGCCGCGGAGUCCGACGGCGCCGGUUCCCUGCGCUGUGUGCCCGCGGUGAGAGAUGCUGUAGGGCCAGGUGAGCUGCUGCAAAGGACUCAUUCUUGGUGGCCAGCAGUUACCGGCAACUUGUGAGCUUGGUGGGCUCCUACUAACACACCUGGGACGCCAGGCUGCCGGGCUCCCCUCCAGGCAGCCUCCCCAGCAGCCCCCCAGAGCCAUGGAGGCCCGGGAGGUCCCCGUGGGCUCGCUAAUCGACUUUGGGCCUGAGGCACCCACCUCCUCUCCCCUGGAGGCACCACCCCCUGCACUGCAGGACGGGGAUGGCUCCCUGGGGGAUGGCGCGUCAGAGAGUGAGACCACUGAGUCUGCGGACAGUGAGAAUGACAUGGGCGAGUCACCCUCACACCCGUCCUGGGACCAGGACCGCCGCUCCUCCUCCAACGAGUCCUUCUCCUCCAGCCAGAGCACCGAGUCUACCCAGGAUGAAGAGACCCUGGCUCUCAGGGACUUCAUGCGUGGCUACGUGGAGAAGAUCUUCUCUGGAGGGGAGGACUUAGAUCAGGAGGAGAAAGCCAAGUUUGGAGAGUACUGCAGCAGUGAAAAUGGAAAAGGCCGGGAGUGGUUUGCUCGAUACGUGAGUGCCCAGCGCUGCAACUCCAAGUGUGUCUCAGAGGCAACCUUCUACCGCCUGGUGCAGUCUUUUGCAGUGGUGCUGUUCGAGUGUCAUCAGAUGGAUGACUUUGGGCCUGCCAAGAACCUCAUGACCAUGUGCUUCACCUACUACCACAUCGGAAAACCGCAGCUGCUGCCCCCGGAGGCCCGGGAGAAGCCCGCGGGCAGCAUCGACUCCUACCUGAAAUCCGCAAACAGCUGGCUGGCCGAGAAGAAGGACAUCGCCGAGCGGCUGCUGAAGAACACCUCGGCCAGGACGGAGAAUGUCAAGGGCUUCUUCGGGGGGCUGGAGACCAAGCUGAAGGGGCCCCUGGCCAGGAGGAACGAGGAAGACGAGAGCAAACCCCAGGAGAAGCGGCCCAGGGCUGUGACUGUGUACAGCCCCGAGGACGAAAAGAAGGGGGAGAAGAUCUACUUGUACACGCACCUGAAGCAGCAGCCCAUCUGGCACACGCUGAGGUUCUGGAAUGCAGCCUUUUUUGACGCUGUCCAUUGUGAGAGGACAAAGCGAUCUCCCACUACCAGAGGGGAUGCUGGAGAGGAGGAGGAGAAGAGGGAGAAGUGGUGCCACAUGACGCAGGAGGAGCGCGAUGAUAGCCUCCGGUUCAACGAGAACAUCACCUUUGGGCAGCUGGGCACGUUCUCGCACAACAUGCUGGCCUUCGGACUGAACAAGAAGCUGUGCAAUGACUUCCUGAAGAAGCAGGCUGUGAUUGGCAACCUGGAUGAAGAGCAAUACAAGCUGCUUAGUGACCACAUUGAGCAAAUGGCCACUGAGUAGGCCCCAGAGGUCACACUCUGCAGGAAGACUGAGACCAUGCGCCAUUCUCCCGGGCCCAGUGCCCGGCCGUCACCCCACCCGUGACCUGCAUGAAGCCAGCAGCACCCAGAGCCGCACCUGCUGCCCUAGAACUAGUGGUUAGAAGAAUCCGCUGCUCCUUCCUCUUCUCCUCUGCCUGUGUCUGCGCCCCCCCAUCCCCCCAUCCAUGUGCCAAAGUGUCCCUUGGGUCACACGGCUAAAGCCAAGGUGACCAGCUGUACCCCGAGUGCCAGGCUUGUGAGAUGAGACCAAGAGGGAGGAGGGGGAGGACGCUGUGGUCCAUCGUGGGCCAAGGGCUGGCGAGGGUGGGGGUGGGCAAGGGAUGCAGGCAGGACAGCCAUGAGGUGGGGCUGCAGCCGGCAUACCCAGUGGUGGAGGACUGGCCCUGCCACUCAUGGUGGGCGGCCCUGGGCCACAUUCCCUGCAAUGGGUGCACACCUGGCUCCCAUCCAGCCCUCUCAGUGUGGGGCUGUGGCCGGUCCUCACUCUUCCCCAGUCUCCCUCUGUGGGGCAGGAACGGGAAGUCACAGGACCCUUGAGGAAGAAACGCCUGUUUUAGGGAGAGAGAGGGAGUGGUGCAGAGGAUGCUCUUGGCUGGCUGGAGCAAGACCCGGCUCCCACCAGAGGGACAUGUGUGUGCCCUGCAGACGGCCUGGGAUCUGUGUGUCUCCGCCAGAGCCACAGCAGUGCCGAGGUGUCUGCAGUAGACCACACAGACCGUCUGACAUGCGCCCACCUGGCGGACAGCUCCCUUCUGAAGCAGAGAAGGCUCCGCAGUCACGAAGCAGCGUUGUGCCGUGUGUCCCUCACAAGAAGCACAGGAAAGAGAAGUUUCUUUAGUAGUCACUAGACAACCACCCUUUCUAAAAGCAAACAGUGCUGCUCUUUAUUCCAGACAAGGCAGGAAAGUCUGAGCUGGGAGAGACAGCAGCUGGAGAGAGGCAGUUCUGUGUGACGUGUGGGGCGAGCCAGUGGCAUGGACUCUGCCUCUAAGGGCUGAGCGCUGGGCCUGUGCCCCCAGGGGCUCCGGAAGGGGCUUUUUCCUUCCCCACCAGACCUUUGCAGCUCCUUCCUCCAGCCUCUGCAGAGACUCCCUUCACCUCGCAGCUACUGCCUGGGAACCAUGACCCUUCUCUUCUGUGGAUCACGGGUACUCCAGGCCAGCCCGUGGGCCCAGGGCCUGACCCUGACACCUGCAUGCUGGGUCCAGAGCCUUCUGUUUUGCCAUGCGUGGACGCUGCCAGCCUGCCUGGGGUCCCCUGCCUCCUACCUGUCGCUGCUGUGGUCCCUGACCGCCAAACAGGCCCGUGGGGCUCUCCCUCCACCCGCCAUCCUCCCCUCCUGCCCUUCCUGGCUACCUCCUCUGACAUUCGGUCAGAUAAGUCCCAUCUUGUUUGUAAGCCUGAGAGUCACUUACCCGGCCAUUGCUUGGAAGGUUUCCCUCCAGGGAAUGCCUCCCCGGAAUGGUCCAGAGACGAGCACAGAUGGGUUGGAUCACAGAAUGUGUGUCUGGGGCAUUAUCUGAAAUGUGGUGUCAUCUGACGCCUCUGGACCACGUCACCAGACUGCAGAAUGGGGGAGCCGGGGCUCAGGGCCCCUGGCUACAUGGUGCGUGAGUGAUUUCAGCCUGGCAAUGCCGCUGGCCGGACUGUGGCCAUGCUGCCAGUGUGCUCACCAUGAGCUGGGCCGGGGUGGGGGAGUUGCGCAGGCUGGGGUGCCCCUUCCCCCAUCGUUGGACCCCGACGGCCGUGUCUCCACCGAAUCCAUUUAGAGAAACAUCAGAGAGCAAGGGGUGUGCGGACGCCCCUCGCUCUGAUGCCAACUGCAAAUAAUACACACCUCCUGCGGCGUCCAGCCACGGCUCCAGGGCACUGCUCUCCUCCCCGCGCCGGCGAAACUCAGGCCACACUGAGGGCUGACUGUCCGGGAGCUCCCUUCAGCUGCCUUGUUGUCAGCGUUCUUAGUCAUGUAUUAUUCGUGUUAGUGAAACACAUUCAGCCUUUGUUCUGCAGUGCCCACAAGACUUACCCCUGCAUGUGUAGGAUUUUUGUUUGGAAGUUUUGUUUGAUUCUGAGACUCUCUUGGGGGCACUGGAGGGCUUGGGCACAGCCUGUGGAAGGAAAGGCAGCACUGACUUCGCUGGACUUUUUUCCAAGCACUUUGACUUCAAAAAUGGUCUUGACACUUUUUUGUCCACAUAGACCUCUUGAAAUAGCCAUUUCAGGGAGAGGAAAGGUUUGGGGUUUUGUCUGUUUGUUUAUUUCUCCCUUUACUACCUGUUCUUGUAGAUCUAGCUCCUCAGAGUUGGAGGAAGCCUCACAGAGAAGGGUCCCCUCUGUGCUCCAUCCACACAGGACGCCUGAGACACAGCUGCUUGUGCUGUGAGCAGAGCAGGCAGUGGCUCGGGAGGCUGCCUGUGGUCUCCUGCGGCUGUGGCUGACAGUGGCUCUGGCCAGGGUUGCCUGGAGGAGGCCCAAUGUGCCUGGCACAGGGCUGACCACCUGCCACCAAGGUUUCCUGUCUUCCCCCAGGGCCUGGGCAGAGCAGGCCUGAGCCGGGCCCUGGUGCGGAGCAGGCGUGAGCCGGGCCGUCGUGCAGAGCAGGCGUGAGCCGGGCCCUGGUGUGGAGCAGACUGACCCAGCCACACUACUCAAAGGUCCCCGCGUGGGGAGGUGUCACACCAGGGCACACCUAGGGCCACCUGGGUACAGGAGAGCUCUGGUGGCCCCUCUGUAAACUCAGGAAGUGUCAGGUGAUUCCUAGGAAGAGGUUCCCAGCCCCAGCAGACAGAAUGCCCAAAACUAGGGGCGCGAAGGCCUGUCGUCCAUGGGGCCGUUGCAGGCACUCUGUUACCCGACCUUGAGGGCUAUGUGAAUCCUAGUGAACCAAACCGCAACCAACUCACUCAAGUGAAAAGCUCCCUGCUUUGAAAACAGGACAUGUUGACAUGCAGCAUUGUAUGUUUUUAGCCUUUGUUACAAUUUUAGCAACAUUGAUGGAAUUGUAGCAACAUUGAUAGACGUUUAAGAGGGGCUGUGUUAAUAGAUUGCAUCUGCCCUGUGCAUGCACAUGUUUAACCAAAGGCCAGAGAACUGAAUUCUGAUGUCGUAAGUUACCUGUAAGUGAAAUGGGGUAGGCUCUAUGAUUUUCCUAUUGCCAAAAGAAAGAAAGUGGGCCAAAGAGCUCUGACAUUUCCAAAAAAGGGCUAGAGGGAGAGUCCAGUUUCUGAGCUCUGUACCCAAUUUAAAAUCCUGAUGUUCAGGUAAUCCAAGCAACACACGCUGGGUUUAAAACCAGCACCGAGGCCGAGUGCGGGAAUCACAGGCACCGCCAACCCUCGUCUUCUUUCCUUCCUGUGAGUUAAAAUCAAACAGGCCUCUCGCUCACUCCUCCAAGCCCAGUAAUGCUGAGGAGUUCAGUUAUGAGGAAAGAAGGCUGGAGCCGUGAGAUUUCGCUUUUCCCUAGGCUGUUCUGCCUGGGUUACCUUAUCACCCUGGAGCACCCGGUAUUCCAGACCCCUGACACGAAGAAUGCAGGUUCACACCGUAAAGAGCUUGUGAAAGGUUUCAGUCUAACUGGGGUUCCUUAGCCGGAAGCCAGGGCUGUAAGCUACUGGCCUGACCUUCCUGGGUCCCACUAUCUGUUGGCUUUAUUUAUUUAUUUUUUUUGAGACGGAGUUUCACUCUUGUUGCACAGGCUGGAGUGCAGUGUCUCGAUCUCUGCUCACUGCAACCUCCGCCUCCCAGGUUCAAGCGAUUCUCCUGCCUCAGCCUCCCCUCCUGAGUAGCUGGGAUUACAGGCAUGUGCCACCACACCCAGCUAAUUUUGUAUUUUUAGUAGAGACAGGGUUUCUCCAUGUUGGUCAGGCUGGUCUCAAACUCCCGACUUGAGGUGAUCCACCUGCCUCAGCCACCCAAAGUGCUGGGAUUACAGGGGUGAGCCACCACACCUGGCUUUUUUCUUUUCUUUUCUUUUCUUUUUUUUUUUUUUUUGAAACAGAGUCUUGCUCUGUCACCCAGGCUAGAGUGCAGUGACAUGAUCUCUGCUCACUGCAACCUCUGCCUUCUGGGUUCAAGCAAUUCUCCUGCCUCAGCCUCCUGAGUAGCUGGGAUUACAGGUGCAUGCCACCAUGCCUGGCCAAUUUUUGUAUUUUUAGUAGAGAUGGGGUUUCACCAUGUUGGCCAGGCUGGUCUCGAACUCCUGACGUCAGGUGAUCCACCCACCUCAGCCUCCCAAAGUGCUGGGAUGACAGGCCUGAGGCACCACACACAGCCUCUGUUGGCUUUUUAAUUAGGAAGGAUCCAGGUAGGCCCGUGUGGUUAGGUCAGCUUUGUUACUGAAUUACCUAAAACCAGACCACAGCGCAGCCAGGGAAUCCAGUAGUGUUUCCAAGAACAGUGUGGAGCUCGAGAAAGAGAACUUUAAAAAUCAGAGGGUUCCUUGUCGCAGAGGAAGGGAUGCUCACAGCGUGGCAGUGGUCCAGCCUCAGGGAGAGGGGAGGGAGAGCCCCCCUGGACCCAGCAGGCAGGUGUUCUGAGGCUGGUCCCUCCUCCGUUUCUGCAGCCACAAGGCGAAGCUGCCAGGUUCUCACUCAAGGCCACUCUCACUCCUUUUCCUGUCCCAUUUCCAGUCCCAGUGAGCCGUUCACUUCCGCUGAACCAUUUUUCUUAGGAUGCAGCCAUCUCACUCCCUUGUCCUGUAAAUCACGUAUUCACACUGAUGAUUCUUGGAGAUAGGUUUCACUUCAGAAGCUCCCAGCUGCGUCCACAGGAAAGGGGAGUCGGAUGCCAGGUGCACCCCGCCUGGCUCGCACAGGCUAAGGCCACAGACAGAGCAGCGCUUCCUGGAGUCACACAGGCCAUGCACCCCAGGAACCCUUGCUGCCGCGGGCCAGGAAUAGGAAUGUGUUGGUGCCUGAGACACCAAACAGAAGAACCACGUCCAGACUGUUCUCCUGCAGCCAACACUGGCCUGGAAGCCACCCUCCACACAGGCGCUCAGGGGGCCUGCCUUCUGUGCGUCAGGCCCGCAUGCAUCCCUGGGCCUCCCUGGGCCUGGGUAGCAUGCUCUCCAGGAGAGGGACGGAAUCAAUCAUGUGACUGACGGGCUCGCAAGGAUGCAUGCCACGUGGGAGCCUGACUCCGGUGCUGGCAAGGGAUUGGGUUUGUGUGGGUGUCUCUAGCCUGCAGACUCCGGUGAGUGAGAGCCCUCGGGAGCGCGGUCCUACCUGCAGCUGCGCCUGGGGAUGCACGUGACCACGGGAUUUCAGUGGGACAGCGCUCCCACGGGGGUUGGGGGUGGGAGUAGGGUUUCUUAGUUGCUAUUGGAAAGGGAAAAACCAUGUCCAAGGGGAGAGAGGAUGGGCUGGGUUCACCCCAACUUCCCUUCUACACCCCUCCCGCAGGACAGUGCAAUUUGGGGAGAACCCAGCCCAUCCUCUUUAUCUGCAGGCUCUGGGACCUGACAAAACAGAGCCUGAGUCUGCUGCAGCCUGAAGCUCCCUUGAGCUGCACCUUAAGGGACUUUGCACUUUAACUAGAAAGAGGAUGCCUGUCAGUAAAUCCCCUGUGCAUUGACUGGAACUAGGGGACUGCGCCCACUCCCUCCUUAAUCCUAGAUGAUUUGCUCAUGAAAUAGAGGUGGGGGACGACGGCAUGCCCUUAGGACGUACAGCCCUAAGGGGUGGACUCCAGAUCUCCCUGCAAGAGACAGCUUGUCUUGGGUUCGUCUGUUGGAGAGGAGCUCCUGGCGUUCCCGGCGAGCCUGGGGCUGUGGCUUAGGGUCUUCUGGGAGGACACUUGGGGAAAGAUAAGGCAAAUGUUUGAACACUAGGAAAUGCUGGAAAUUCAGACAACAUACAUGGAUCCCCUUAAAACAUGUAAAUGUGUCAGGACACGGUUGACCUGCCGCCGCCUUGGACCUGGCAGCCCCCCUUGGAACUAUCAGUGGCGUCUCCCAUGCACACGCCCUCUGCUUUCUCUUUCCUAGACUCGUGGUGGUCACAUCCGGACAUUGCCUUGUUGGUAGCCCCCAGUGGUGUGCAGUGACACCAGUAUCUUCUCUGUUGCAUUUUUGCAAUCUUGUGUCCCACUCGGUGAUGUUCUACAAAGUAUUUUAAGGUUGAGAAAAUUUCAAGGGUGAAGAUCUCAAAACAGUGCUAAAAUCAAAGGUGUUUGCUGUGAAGAAAAAAAUGUGUGUAUAUGUUGCACCUUGAGUUGUCGGAAGGUAGAAACUGAAAUAAAAUAUCCUUUU
Macaca mulatta (Rhesus monkey) is the source of this 7831-nucleotide messenger RNA. RefSeq names its product KIAA0513. Lineage: Eukaryota; Metazoa; Chordata; Mammalia; Primates; Cercopithecidae. The record is from RefSeq and is a predicted model, not a curated record.